Messenger RNA from Cajanus cajan (pigeon pea), 1392 nucleotides. RefSeq names its product GDSL esterase/lipase At5g55050. Lineage: Eukaryota; Viridiplantae; Streptophyta; Magnoliopsida; Fabales; Fabaceae. Gene Ontology annotation, molecular function: hydrolase activity, acting on ester bonds. The record is from RefSeq and is a predicted model, not a curated record.
UCUGCCCACAAUCUUUCACUAGUCACUAUUCUCACUGGCCUUCAAUCAAAUUCUUCUUUUCACACCAUAUUUUACACUUGUCAUGUUUUGGGUUUUGCAUCUUUAAAUGCCUAACCAACCCUUCUCCACUUCCACACACACCACAUAGAGGAAAAGGCCAAUAGUUCUUAUCAGGCACAUAAAGAAUUGUGAUGGGAAAUUCCCUUAUUCUCUUUAUCUCUUUCUUCAUCUUCAGCUUAGGACUCUUGGAGGCUCAAAAGGCUCCAGCUGUUUAUGUGUUUGGAGACUCACUUGUUGAUGUUGGCAACAACAAUUACUUGACCCUUUCAAUUGAAAAGGCAAUUCUUCCUCACUAUGGCAUUGAUUUUCCAACUAAGAAACCAAAUGGCAGAUUUACCAAUGGCAAGAAUGCUGCAGAUUUAAUUGCUGAAAAAUUGGGCCUACCCACAUCACCACCUUAUCUUUCCUUAGUAUCUAAGGUCCACAACCACAACAACAAGAAGAAUGUAUCUUUCUUGGCUGGUGUUAACUUUGCCUCAGGAGGUGCUGGAAUAUUUAAUGGAUCAGAUGAUGGUUUUAGGCAAUCAAUACCUUUGACAAAGCAAGUGGACUACUACUCUCAAGUGCAUGAACAACUGAAACAACAAAUAGGAGCAUCUACUCUUGAGAAACAUCUCUCAAAGUCCAUCUUCAUUGUGGUGAUUGGUAGCAAUGAUAUUUUUGGUUACUUUGACUCAAAGGAUCUUCAAAAGAAAAACACCCCUCAGCAGUAUGUGGAUUCCAUGGCUUCCACAUUAAAGGUGCAACUACAGAGAUUAUACAACAAUGGGGCAAAGAAAUUUGAGAUUGCUGGUGUUGGUGCAAUUGGGUGCUGCCCAGCAUACAGGCUCAAGAACAAAACGGAAUGCGUUUCAGAAACCAAUUACUUGUCUCUUAAAUAUAAUGAAGCUCUUCAAUCCAUGUUAAAGAAAUGGAAAUUGGAGAAUAAGGACAUAAGUUAUUCCUAUUUUGAUACUUAUGCUGCUAUUCAAGACCUUGUUCACAAUCCAUCUUCAUACGGAUUUGUUAAUGUGAAAGGUGCAUGUUGUGGACUUGGUGAGCUGAAUGCUGAAUUUCCAUGCCUUCCAAUUUCGAAGCUUUGUUCAAACAGACAAGAUCAUAUUUUCUGGGAUCCAUUCCAUCCAACAGAGGCAGCUUCUCGCAUAUUUGUGGAUGAAAUUUUCAAUGGACCUCCAAAAUACAUAUCUCCUAUUAAUAUGGAACAGCUACUUGCUAUCUGAAUUUUGUAAUAGCUUUUCUUUCUUGUGGGAUUACUUGUCAUCAAACAACUAUAGAAUAAAUUAGAAAGGAAAAAAAAAAGAAUUAAUUAAAUUAAAUUAGACUCUUCCUGUG